Messenger RNA from Aureococcus anophagefferens, 3174 nucleotides. RefSeq lists its product as hypothetical. The coding region runs from base 1 to 3174 and encodes 1057 amino acids. Lineage: Eukaryota; Pelagophyceae; Pelagomonadales; Pelagomonadaceae. The record is from RefSeq and is a predicted model, not a curated record. Gene Ontology annotation, molecular function: mRNA 3'-UTR binding; protein binding. Gene Ontology annotation, biological process: regulation of mRNA stability. Gene Ontology annotation, cellular component: cytoplasm. The transcript is spliced from 7 exons.
AUGGUCGUACCUCCCGCCCUCGACGAAGAUGUCGAGGCGCUGCGCUUGAAGCUCGAGGCCGUGGGCAGCGGCGCCCCCGCGGGCGGCUGCACGCCUGCACACCUCAAGGCGCUCGCCGCCGCGGCCCGCGGCGCCGCCGCGCGCCUCGAGGAGGACGAGAUCCGCGCGCGGCGCGCGCCCGCGCCCGCGCCCGCGUCGCCCGCGUCGCCGGCGACGCCGGCGAAGAAGCCCGCGCGGGCGGACAGCGACAGCGACAGCGACGAGGGCGAGGCGGCGCCCCUCGACGCGGACCUCGUCGCGACGCUGCGCGCCGAGGGCGCGGCGCGGUUCAAGGACAAGGCCUACGGCGACGCCGCCAAGGCCUGGGGCAAGGCCGCGAAGCACCUCAAGGCCGCGCGCCAGCCCGACGCGAAGCUCAGCGCGAAGCUGCUGUCGAACCUCGCCGCCGCGCAGCUCGCCGAGGACAAGUUCGUCGCCGCGGCGCACAACGCGGCCGAGUCCGUCGCGGCCGACGUGUGCUGGUGGAAGGGCCACUGGUACCGGGGCCAGGCGCUGCUCAAGAUGGCGCGGAACAAGCCGCCGAGCCUCGCCAUGUCCGAGCGCCUCGAGCAGGCCAUCGCGGCCUUCAAGGCCUGCCGCAAGGCGCCGUCGCUGCCCGAGGCGAAGCGAAGCGACGUCGACGCGGAGCUGAAGAGCGCCGAGGCCCUCAUGAUGCACAUGACGAGCACCGCACCCAUGCUCGCGCCCUUCGCCUUCGCGACGGUCGCCUGGAACGCGGCCCUCGCCUACGCCGCGGUCGCGCCGCGGCCGCGCCUCUCGCGCGCCGCGGCCUGCGCGCUGAGCCCGGCGGUCUGCGUGGCCUACCUGCUGCUCGCGCAGCUGGCGCUGGGCGGCGGCGCGUGCUUCGGCGGCGACGGCGGCGUCGCGGACGACGACGCCGAGGCGGCGGCGACGGUGCCGUGCGCCCUUUUCGCGGCGCUCUUCGCGCAGAGCCUCGCGCAGCUCGGCGUCGCCGGCGCGGCGACGCGGCGGCGGCGCGCCGCGCCCAAGGCCGCCUGGCCCUGCGCGGGCGUCCAGGCGCUGACGCUCGCGUACUACGGCCUCGAGCGCGGCGGCCUCGCGCGCGCGGCGCGCGCGGCGCCCCUCGGCGCCGGGCUGCCGGCCGUGCUGGCGCUCUACUGCGUCGAGCGCGACGUCGCCGAGGGGCUCGGGAAGCGCGCGCGCGCGGCCGCGGCCGCGGUCCCCGACGGGCCCGCGCGCCGCGCCCGCGUCGCCGCGCUGCGCUGCGCGCAGGCCAUGUGCUGGGCGAGCUUCGCGGGCGACCACGUCCCGGGCGCCGCGCGCGCGGGGCCCGCGGCGUCGUGCGCGGCGUUCUACGGCCUGCUGCGCUGGGGCGUCGCCGCGCCCCUGGGCCGCGCGCGCGCGGCCGCGGAGGGCGCCGGCGACGGCGCGCUCGCCGGCCGCAUCGCCCACAUGCGCACCUUCUUCGUCGCCGCCUGGCACCUCUUCCCGGCCGUCUGGUUCGCCGGCGCUCUCGGGCUCGUGUCCGAGGCGCGCGUCCGCCUCGGCUUCGUCGGCUGCGACGUCCUCGCCAAGUUCCUCCCGGCCGCGAUCUACGUCUCGCUCGCCGUGGACCCGUACCACACGAUGCUGUCGAAGCGAAGCGACGUCGUCGUCGACGCGGAGCUGAAGAGCGCCGAGGCCCUCAUGAUGCACAUGACGAGCUGCGCGGGCACGGUGCUCUGGUUCUCCAAGAGCCACGGCUUCAUCAAGCCCGACGACGGCGGCGAGGACAUCUUCGUCCACGGGAGCGACAUUUUUCAGAAAUACGCGAACGACGGCGAUCGCGUGCUCUACGACGUCGGGACCCUGAAGGGCCGGCCCAAGGCCGUCGCCGUGGAGAUCGUCGACGGCGGCGCGAAGGCCCGGAAGCCCAAGGCGGACAAGCCCGGCAAGGCGGACAAGCCCGCGCGCAGGGCGAAGCCGGCGGCGGCGGCCGCGGCGCCGGCGGGCGGCCCGCGCUACCGCGGCGUCUGCAAGUGGUUCAACAGCAAGAACAUGCACGGCUUCAUCACGCCGUCGGAGUCGCACGCGCUCGACCCCGGCGAGACGGACGUCUUCUGCUACGCCGAGGACCUCGCGCCCGGCACGACGCACGCGGACAUGACGACGGGCGACCCCGUCGAGUACGGUCUAGGCACGACGAAGUCCGGCCGCGUCAAGGCCGUCGACGUCGCGCGGCUCGACGCCAAGGUCCGCGCGCGGCCGCCGAAGCCCCCCGCGAAGGCGCGCGGCGCGGCGCCGGCCGCGCCGCCCGCGCCGCCGCCGACGCCGCCGUCGCUCGACGCCGACGCGCGCGCGGCCCUCGCGGCCCUCGAGCCGGCGACGCGCGCGAAGAUCCUCGAGAAGCUCGCGGGCGAGACCUCCGUGCGGAACCCGAGCGCGUACGUGUCCAAGGCCGCGCGGAACCACCAGCCCGUGCGCGACCCGGGCGCCUACGGCGCGCGCCCGGCGCCCCGCGGUCCGCGGUCCGCGCCGCCGCGCGCCGCGGCGCCGCGCGCGGCGCCGCCGGCGGCCCGGCCGGCGAUGCGGCCCGAGGCGCUCGCGCGCGCCGAGUCGGACCAGCUCGCGCGCGCGCUCGCCGAGUCCGCGGCGGAGUACGAGGCGCAGCAGCGGGCCAACGCGUCGGAGCGCGAGUUCGAGGCCGCCUUCGACGACGGCGCGCCGCCGGACCCGGCGCCCGACGCGCUCGACGCGUUCCUCCGCGCCGUCGGCAUGGGCCAGUACGCGCCGAACCUCCGCGCGGAGGAGAUCGAGACCGUCGAGGACCUCGCCCUGCUGAGCGCCGACGACCUCGUCGAGGCGGGCUUCCCGCGCGACGACGCGGCCAUCCUCGCGCGCGUCGUCGCCGGCCGGUGGUCGAAGCGCUCCAUGCAGGCGUCGAGCUCGCUGAAGCCGAGCGUCCGCGCGUCGCCGGCGCCGCCGGCGUCCGGCGCCGCGCGCUCGUCGCCGUCGUCGUCCGUGUCGCUGUCCGGCGCCAUGCAGGGCACGUCGGGCUCGUCCUUGACGGACCCCGGCGACGCGGGCUCCUCGGGCGCGUCCGCCGCCGCCGGUGGCGGCGCGGCCGCGGCGCCCGCGCCGCCCGCGGCGGGCCCGAGCGUCCGCGAGAAGUAG